Molecule: messenger RNA, 1127 nt
Organism: Microplitis demolitor
Lineage: Eukaryota; Metazoa; Arthropoda; Insecta; Hymenoptera; Braconidae
Gene: eca
Product: transmembrane emp24 domain-containing protein eca
Exons: 4
Coding region: 175-825 (216 amino acids)
Biological process (GO): endoplasmic reticulum to Golgi vesicle-mediated transport; Golgi organization; intracellular protein transport
Cellular component (GO): COPII-coated ER to Golgi transport vesicle; Golgi apparatus; endoplasmic reticulum
Source: RefSeq, a predicted model, not a curated record
ACGAAAAAUUAAAAACAAAACCCUUAUGGCGGUGUUUCGAUGACGUGUGUCCAAGUUUCUCGUUAACAAUAAACGUAUUAAAUAAUUUAAAUAGCUUAUUAUUAUUUAAAUAACUCACCAAGCAACAGCAAUACCUCCGGAAGUUCAAUUACGUAAAUAAAUAACUCUUAAAUAAUGUUAAAAUAUAUAUAUUCUGUAAUUACAUGGGCACUUAUUGCCAACUCAGUGUCGGGACUUUAUUUUCACAUCGGCGAGACUGAACGUAAAUGUUUUAUCGAAGAAAUUCCCGAUGAAACAACUGUCUUAGUUCAUUACAAAGUCGAAUUAUUCGACCCAAGAUCCGGCGGUUAUAUGCCAAGUAGCCCAGGCAUUGGCAUGCAUGUCGAAGUCCGUGAUCCAGAUGACAAAGUUAUUUUGUCACGAGUGUACAGUUUUGAAGGACGUAUUUCAUUCACAUCACAAACUCCUGGUGAACAUGUCAUCUGUUUGUAUUCAAAUAGUACCGCCUGGUUCAGUGGUACACAGCUGAGAGUACAUUUAGACAUCCAAGUUGGUGAUCAUGCGAUUGAUUACGCGAAUCUAGCACAGAAAGAAAAAUUAUCUAAAUUGCAACUAAGAAUAAGACAACUGCUGGAUCAAGUUGAACAGAUAACUAAAGAGCAGAAUUAUCAACGGUACCGCGAGGAAAGAUUCAGACAAACAUCUGAGAGUACCAACAGUCGAGUCCUUUGGUGGUCCAUCACUCAGACAGUUGUGCUCCUGAUAAUGGGCGCCUGGCAAAUGAAACAUCUCAAGAGUUUCUUCGAAGCCAAAAAACUUGUCUAAUUUAUUUUUACUGUCAAUUUAUUAUUAAUUAAUCAAUUAUUAUUUCGCAGCGUAAUUUUAAAAUUUGAAUAAAAUUCAAAUAAUCUCCAGUAACGUUUAUUAAUUUAUUGAUAAUUAAUUAUUGCCAUAUUUGCAAGUAUAAUUAUUUAUUAAUAAUUAAUGUUACUUUAAUUAUUAUUUUUUUCAAUUUUUCGCGGGUUAUUUAAAAUUGUACAGAUUCAGUAAACUUGACGUAUAUUUUUAAUUUUAAAUAUUUGUAAGCAUUCUUAUAAAUAAAAUAGUUAAUAAAUUUGGAAAAUUUA